Pundamilia nyererei is the source of this 1983-nucleotide messenger RNA. RefSeq names its product RNA-directed DNA polymerase from mobile element jockey-like. NCBI's taxonomy places the organism in Eukaryota, Metazoa, Chordata, Actinopteri, Cichliformes, Cichlidae. The record is from RefSeq and is a predicted model, not a curated record. The transcript has 5 exons.
AUGCUUCAAAAUGUGAAGUCCAAACUCAUCUUUGAUGUGACUAUGUACACGUCUAUCUAUGAAUGGCACGAGGCAAAAGUGUCGGAAAUAAAAAAAACAACUGGACCAGACGAUAUCCAAACCAAAGUCUGAAAGCUUCUCGGGCGACCGGGAACAGCCAUCCUGACAGAACUGUUGAACAACAUUGUCAGCACAGGAGAAGUCCCGAAGGUCUGGACGACCAUCAUUACCAUACCCAUAUGGAAGAACAAAGGGGAUGUAGCCGAAUGCUCAAAUUAUCAUCCUAUCCGCCUACUAUGUCACACGACAAAAAUAUUCGAAAGAGUCAUCGAUGCACGUCUUCGGGAAAUUGUCAACGUCACCCCCAACCAAUGCAGUUUCGUAAAGGGAUGUGGAACAACUGACGCCAUACACGCCGCCCGACUCCUGCUGGAGAAGCACAGGGAAAAGAACAAGACGGUACAUAUGGCCUUCCUAGACCUUGAAAAGGCUUUCGACAGGGUACCCCAUGAACUCAUAUGGCACUCCCUAAGAUCACAUGGUGUCCCUGAGGCGUAAUUCAAAUGGAUACAGCUCCUCUACGACAACGCCACCAGUUCAGUCCGAUGCGCCGCUGGACUAUCACCUCCCUUCACAGUUAGUGCUGGGGUCCACCAAGGGUCAGCUCUGUCACCCCUCCUCUUCAUUCUAUGUAUGGAUACCAUCACGGCCGACCUCCAGUUACCUCAUCCAUGGUCUCUCCUCUUUGCCGAUGACGUAUUCCUUGCCAGCAAAGAAGGAGAAGAUACCCAAACGACGAUGCAACUCUGGAAGAUCCGGCUCGAUGAAUAUGGCAUGCGACUUAAUACGAAAAAUACCGAAUACCUGGAAGGAGGCCCCCAAACUGAUGGCACCAUCAUGAUUGACAACGAAGAGUUGAAGAAGACAGAAGAGUUCCGCUACUUGGGCUCAGUCAUCAGCUACAAUGGAAAUAUAACCUCCGAUGUCUGAGCACGAAUAAAUGCAGCCUGGUUAAAAUGGCGACAGGUCACUGGUGUCCUUUGCAACAGAAGAAUGCCAGAUCGACUCAAGGGAAAAAUCUACAAAGCGGUGGUCUGCCCAGUAGCCCUGUAUGGUUCCGCAUGUCGGCUCGCAUUGACCACACAUGAACAAUCUCUAAACACCAUGGAGAUGCGCAUGCUUCGAUGGAGCCUGGGAAUUACAAGACAGGACCGUGUUACGAACAAAGGCAUACGGAAGCGAUUAGGUGUAGCCCCAAUUAAGGAAAAGAUGCUUGAGUCCCGCCUGAGGUGGUAUGGACACGUGAUUCGAAGCGAUGAGAACUCGGUAGCAAAAAAGGCAAUGAUGAUCGACCCAGAAGGAUGCCGGCCUCGAGGCAGACCGAAGAAACGGUGGAUGGACAAAAUAAAGGAGGACAUUAAGACCAUCAACGCAUCACCUGAGGACGCCUUGGACAGGACCUAAUGGAGAAGAGAAUCCUUUGCCGAAGAGCGGACCCUGCACCAGCGGGAACAACAAGAUGGCGACAAUGCAUCUACAAGGAUGCCGUUAAACGCCAAAGACGAAGAAGAAGAAGCAGUGUCCGUCGGCAAUGCACGAGCAUCUAAAAAGGAAGCACGUUGUGGCAUCCGACGACGAAGUGUGAGCCCAGUGCAGCCCUCGCACCGCGUUAUCGAGCUAACGGAGAGAGCACUAGGUGCUGCUAGGCAGCUAGUGGAGCACUUUAAGAGAAAUCCCGAGGUAACGCCAAGGGGGAAACACUACUUCGACUUGAAGCCAGAGCAGUGGGUGCUGCUUGAAGAACUGAAGCAAAGGUUGGCACCUUUUGAGACUGGUCCUGUUUACCUUAGUGGACAGCAGUACACAACCAUUUCAGGUCUUCCACAGGUGGUCAAAGGGCUGACACGGGCUGUACACCAAAGCCAACCUGAGACGAGCUCAGGAAAAUCUUUCAUUGCCAGUGCAGAAAAAGGCAUAACAUAG